Lepus europaeus (European hare) is the source of this 1740-nucleotide messenger RNA. It is a transcript of the gene RNF39, whose product is annotated as ring finger protein 39. The coding region runs from base 158 to 1216 and encodes 352 amino acids. The record is from RefSeq and is a predicted model, not a curated record. Lineage: Eukaryota; Metazoa; Chordata; Mammalia; Lagomorpha; Leporidae. Gene Ontology annotation, molecular function: protein binding. The transcript is spliced from 4 exons.
AAAGAGAGGCAAUCCCCGGAGAGGGGCCGAGAAGCGGCGGAAAGUUAAUGCGGGAGACGGAAAGAGGCAGCCCGAGUCAGCAAGCGGCAGGGGCUGUGCGUGCUCCAAGGCGGUUGCGGAGGUCGCGCAGGGGUUGGCGCCCAGACCCGGGCUCCCCAUGGAGGCGCCUGAGCUGGGCCCGGGGCUGGUGGAGCGUCUGGAGCAGCUGGCGACGUGUCCGCUGUGCGGGGGCCCCUUCGAGGACCCGGUGCUGCUGGCGUGCGAGCACAGCUUCUGCCGCGCGUGCCUGGCCCGUCGCUGGGGCAGCCCGCCGGCAGCUGGCACCGAGGCGCCCCCCACUGCCUGCCCCUGCUGCGGCCUGCCCUGCCCCCGCCGCAGCCUGAGGUCCAACGUGCGGCUGGCGGUGGAGGUGCGGAUCAGCCGCGGGCUGCGGGAGAAGCUGGCCGAGCCCGGGGCCCGCGUGGGGAGACGCCGAGGGGGCCGCAUCCCCACCAUGGGUUGCCUGGACCCGCAGGGAGAGGAGGUGAGGAAGACAUGGAGACGAUUUGAUGUCCGAACACCCAAGUCAUCAAGCUCAGAAGAAGAGCUCCCUGAAGAUUACCCAGUGGCCAAAAACAUGCUGCAUAGGCUGGCUGCUGACCUGACCCUGGACCCUGGCACCGCACACCGCCUCCUGCUCAUCUCCGCCGACCGCCGCAGCGUCCGGCUGGCGCCCCCAGGGACUCCUGCACCCUGUGAUGGCCCCGCGCGCUUCGAUCAGCUCCCGGCGGUGCUGGGCGCGCAGGGCUUCGGGGCGGGCCGCCACUGCUGGGAGGUGGAGACCGCAGACGCAGCCUCCUGCAGAGACUCUUCAGGGGAGGACGAAGACGAUGGGGAGAGCCGCUAUGCCGUGGGCGCGGCCGGGGAAUCGGUGCAACGCAAGGGCCGCGUAAAGCUGAGCCCUGCGGGGGCCGUGUGGGCCGUGGAAGGCCGCGGCGGCCGCCUGUGGGCUCUCACUGCACCGGAGCCUACCCUGCUGGGCGGUGCCGGACCCCCACCACGGCGCAUUCGGGUGGACCUGGACUGGGAGCGAGGCCGCGUGGCUUUCUACGACGGCCUCUCGCUGGACCUACUCUUCGCCUUCCAGGCACCCGGUCCCCUAGGGGAGCGCGUCUUCCCGCUGUUCUGCACCCACGAUCCCCGAGCCCCGCUCCGCAUUGUGCCAGCGGAAGGCUGAGCAUCGCGUCCAACCCUCUUGGUAGUUUGACCCAGCCAUCUUGGAGGUGGAAAUGAUUCCAGGGAUCCUGUCCAUAGGCCCAUUUGAGUACAGAUAAGCACCCCUGCCAGUACACAUUAUCUCCCCCCACACCCAGGUAAGACCUCAACUGGCCUCAGGUUUUCCACAUCCAUGCCUAAACUGAAUUCAUUCCUGCUCCCUCCCUCUUGGGAAUCUCUCCUCACUGUUGAGCCCUCCCCUUCUACACUGUUCCAGACCUGCACUGGGGGAAGAAGCCCUUAUGCUCCCAGGAAUGAUAAACGGCCUGUGAUUACUACAGAGGCCUUGCUAGUCACACAUUUAACUCCCACUCUUGCCUUGUCCAGCUCCGAAGAAGGGUUCAGUGCCUUCUCCAGAGUUCUAAGGCUUGUGUUUCCCCCUGUGCUGUCCACUCUGAGGUUUCUCUUCAAGAGACAAGAGGCUUGACUCAGGGCUGGGCCCUAGGGCCUCUCUGAUGCUUAAAUACCCUUUAGGGUGGGGAACUG